Molecule: messenger RNA, 1554 nt
Organism: Alternaria conjuncta
Lineage: Eukaryota; Fungi; Ascomycota; Dothideomycetes; Pleosporales; Pleosporaceae
Exons: 2
Coding region: 1-1554 (517 amino acids)
Source: RefSeq, a predicted model, not a curated record
AUGGACGAUUCCAGUCCGCCACGGUCCCCGGAUGCGAAUCCGACGAAGAACAUGCACAAGCUUGCCGCUAUCCUCGGUAUUGUGUCAAUAUUCUGGAUCACCUUACUAUCAUUCAUGAAAUACAAACCGAACACCGGUCCAAUACCAUCAUGGUUUCACGUCUAUAACACCUUAUCACUUGUUGGAUGGGCCACUUGGGUGGUCUACUAUACCAUGAUCGAUUCUAAACGAGAGAAAAAUCCCACGCCGAACAAGCCCCAUGAAGCAUGGAAUCUUCUGCAUAUCGUACCGAUAGCACUCCUCAAUGUCACCGUCUACAAGAGUUUGUCAGUCAAGAACAAGGCGCAACUCUGGUUCUUCGCCUUGAUGGUAUUUCGAUACUACCGUACUGUCGUCACCAGAUUCUUCUAUUUUCGAUACAAGGUGGCUAAACCGAUAUCUGGAGGAUCCAAAUUCAACUCAAAAGACUGUACAGUUAUUGUGCCGACAGUCGGCCCAGGAGAAGAUUCGACUAGGUUCGCAAAUAUGGCUACAGCGAUCCUUCUUAACAAGCCAGCGCGUCUAAUCUUCUCCGCUAACAAUAAAAAGGCUGAAAAAGAUAUCAAAGAAGUGAUGAAGGAAUUGCAAGUGACCCUUGCAAAGAAUAUCGAUAAUCCAAUAAGAAUAUCCCUACAAAGAGACAAAGAUGAGCCAAAGGACGUGGGUCCAAUGGACUUGGAUCCAACGGAAGUGGAUACAAGAGUCGGAUGGACAUAUGUCAAUCACUCCAACAAGCGGAAACAGACCUGUCAGGCCAUCGGGAAGGUGAACCAGGAGGGAAAAAAUCGUGUAAUGACGGAGGUCAUCAUUUUGGUCGACGAUACUGCGAUCUGGCAUAAGAAUCUCUUGGAAGCAACUCUCCCAGCUUUCAAUGACCCAGAAGUAGGACUCGUUGGUACGCACAAGUCGGUUGUAUACCAGCGUCUUGAAACUCGGCCUCCGCAACCCGGAGACGAUGAGCCAGCCACACCUGCAUUCGAUACGGCUCAAACGCAAGAAUAUUUUCCCGAACAAGAAAUACUUCAACCCAAAAAAGGUCGCAGGCCUGAGGAUAUGGGCUGGUUGGAGUACUGCGUGCAAUGGUAUUGGGCAGGCAUGUGGAACACCAUGGGCGCGCUAUAUCUUAUGCGCCACAGCUACGAGACAGAGGCAUCUAAUACCGCUGAUGGUGGUGUUUUUGCCGUGUCUGGUCGAACCAUGCUCGUCCUGGCUGAAAUAGUACAAGAUACAAAGUUCAAAGAGGAGUUUUUAGAGGAAUAUGUUGGGGGCAGCGUCUUCACAUGGCUGGCAUGGCUUACUAGUUGGCAUGUCCCGUUGAUGGGAUAUUUACUCGCUGGAUUCAAGAGUAUUGGCCUAACGGAAAAGGGAGUCGGGCCAUUGCUUGCAGAUGACGACAAUUUCAUCACACGAUGGGUCAUUGACCAUGGGCAUAGCAUCAAGAUCCAAUCUUCGCCUGAAGCAACCAUGUCCACUGCAAACGCUGGAGUCGCACGACGUUUCGACAAAACCCAAUAG